UGUCCGUUUGUAUCGUCUCUUUCGUUCUCCAGUCGCCAAACAAGUCUUAAACUUUAUACUUUCAGAGACCUCGCCGCUCCUUGGCGGCUGUAAGAGGCCGCAAUUGCUUCCUCCGUUAACUGCUUCGCCGCCUCUCUCCAAUAUUGUAGUUGAAUUUAGUGCUCAAAUACUUCAUCUUCUACUUACACUGUUUUUGAGGUCUCGAGAGGAAGAUGGGCGCUAAGGGCUUGGAGAGGAAGCAAAAGAAAAAGAAGAAUAAAGAUGGAGAAUCACAAACAAUGAACUCUAACUUUGUUCAAAAUGAGGAAAAUAUUCCCAAGGUAACCAAAGAAAAGAAAAGGAAGAAGAAGAACUUGAAUAUGCAAAAUAGAAGAAGCAAAGAUGAUAUAGAUGAAUGUCAUAUCGCAUAUCAUAAAGAUGAAUCAAAUAAUGCAGAUGGGGAAAAGAAAAAGAGCAAAUCAUCAAAGCAGAAGAGGAAAAGUAACACACUUGCUGAAAGUGGUGGAGUUAAUCAAUCUAAUGAAAUAGAGGAUGAAAUUGGUCGAGAAAAUACCAUAUCAAGUGAGCCUGAUAAUCAGGAGACAAGAAAAUCCAAGAGAAAGAAGAGAAAAAGUGACAAGAAAGCUGAAGUUGACGGUGUCCCCAAACGACAAAGAGGCAAUUUAAAAGAGACCAAUGACAUUGUAGAGAAGGAUCAUCCAUUAUCAAUCGCUAAGGAUAAUUUUCCAGUGGAGAGAGAACAAGUUGAAGAAGAAGAGAUUUAUGAACUAUCUUCAGGGGAUGAGGAUUACUCCAAAGGAAUGAGAAAAUGGAUUGCUGAUUAUUAUCAGAAUAGGCCAGGGUUAGAUGUGUUACAAGAAAGGAUUGAUGAGUUUAUAAUUGACUACGAGGCGAAAAAGGAACAGGAAAAGAAAGAAAAAGAAGCCCUUGCUGCUGAAGAUGGAUGGACUGUUGUUGUACAUCACAAAGGCAGGAAAAAGACCACAGAUUCUGAAACUGGAAUUGCAGUCGGUUCUGUUUCUCAGGCUGCAGUUAUGGAUAAUGUGGCCAAAAAGAAAAAUAAAGACGUGGGAUUAGAUUUCUACCGGUUUCAGAAAAGAGAAGCAAAGAGAAACGAGAUUAUGGUGCUGCAGAGCAAGUUUGAGCAGGAUAAGAAGCGGAUACAACAGUUGAGGGCUGCAAGGAAGUUUCGACCUUACUGAACAAAGAGAAGUUCUCCAUAAGAGACUUAUAGCUGCACAAAUUUUACAGAGAACCGGUGUCAAGAUUGUUCAGUUCAAAUUCUGCUUCCUUGAGAAUCAGCUUAGCUAACAACAGAGGGUGAUUGAUAAGAUUAUAUGAUAUGCGUGAGAUGAGUGAAAUGAACUAUUGUUCUUGUAUGUAGUCCCCAAUUUGGUUGUAGUUGCGUAGAUGCCAAAUCUUUUUUCACUGAAGCUUAUGCUUUAUGUUUCUAAUCGUAGGAAUUUCAGUUACAACUCAGAUUGAUUGCCUGAUUCUCUCAUAGUUGAAUCCCAAGCUUGUUGCCGGGGAAAUUAAAGACUUGCAUCUUUUCUGUUGUAGCAUUCUCUGUUCUAUUUAUCUUAAUGACAGUAUUUCCUAGGGAGUUUGAUCAUUAAA
Messenger RNA from Solanum stenotomum, 1617 nucleotides. RefSeq lists its product as uncharacterized. NCBI's taxonomy places the organism in Eukaryota, Viridiplantae, Streptophyta, Magnoliopsida, Solanales, Solanaceae. Gene Ontology annotation, biological process: ribosomal small subunit assembly; rRNA processing. The coding region runs from base 213 to 1202 and encodes 329 amino acids. The record is from RefSeq and is a predicted model, not a curated record. The transcript has 8 exons. Gene Ontology annotation, cellular component: UTP-C complex; CURI complex.